Leptinotarsa decemlineata (Colorado potato beetle) is the source of this 1306-nucleotide messenger RNA. RefSeq names its product acidic mammalian chitinase. Gene Ontology annotation, cellular component: extracellular region. Gene Ontology annotation, molecular function: chitin binding; chitinase activity. NCBI's taxonomy places the organism in Eukaryota, Metazoa, Arthropoda, Insecta, Coleoptera, Chrysomelidae. Gene Ontology annotation, biological process: chitin catabolic process; carbohydrate metabolic process. The record is from RefSeq and is a predicted model, not a curated record.
AUGAAUCUAGUUCCUAGGUGAGUGUUCAGUAUCUUGUAUCAAAAUGAAACAAAUAAUAUUGACUUCUAGUUUAUUUGUACUUAUCUGCUCUUCAAUUUCCGCAGUUUCAGGUGGAAAUGUGUUUUGUUACUUCGCAAGUUGGACAACGUACAGACCAGGAAACGGGAAAUUUGACGUGACUAACAUAGACCCCUCUCUCUGUACUCACAUUAGCUUUGCAUUUGUUGGAGUAGGAGAAAAUGCAACUGUUCGCAUUAUAGAUCCUUGGGAAUCAAACGAAGAUUAUGGUCCUAAGGGGUUCGAGCAUUUGGUGGGUCUCAAGCAACAACAUCCCAAUUUGAAAGUUUUACUAAGUAUGGGCGGUUGGAACGAAUCAUCUUCAAAAUUUUCAUACGUCGCCAGAUAUCCAGAACUGAGAAAACGUUUAGCGUCGAAUGUACUGGCUUUCGUCAAACAGUGGAAAUUUGACGGUUUCGAUUUGGACUGGGAAUACCCUGGUUUCAGGGAUGGAUCUAAUCCAGCUCUCGAUAGGGAUGACUACACAGCCUUGAUGUCGGAUCUGAGACAUGUUCUUGCUCCAGAAGGUUACAUAUUAUCUGGUGCGGUUUCAGGAGCGAUCAAUAGAAUCAAAAUUUCAUAUGACAUUCCAGCACUGAACAAACUUAUGGAUUACAUAAACAUCAUGGUUUAUGAUUUCCAUGGAAGUUUCGACCCAUAUGUAGGACACGUUUCACCCUUAUAUGCAUCCUCCUUAGAUUCUUCGCAUGGUGACAAUGUUACUUAUAAUGUGGCUUCUGGAAUCCAAUAUUGGUUGGACAAUGGAGCUGAUCCAUCGAAAAUAAACUUGGGAAUAGUCACUUAUGGACGCAGUUUCACGUUGGCAGAUGAAAGCAAAACUGAGCUUUACGCCCCUAUUCAGGGAGGGGGUAAAGAAGGACCGUACACUCGACAAGAAGGAAUUUUAGGAUAUAAUGAGAUAUGUGAAUUGCACUCAGACUGGACGUACGUUUGGGACGACGAGCAAAAAGUUCCACACAGAAUAAGUGGAAACCAAUGGGUCGGAUACGAAGAUGUUCGGUCGAUAACAUAUAAAACUGACUACGCAAUUUCGAAAAACUUGGGAGGAAUGAUGGUCUGGGCUUUCGAUAACGACGAUUUCAGAGGGAUUUGUGGAGACAAGUACCCUCUAAUGAAUGUUUUACAGAAAAUUAGAUAAUAUGUAAAUGAAAUGUAUUCCAUCGUUUUUUGAAUAUUCGUGAUUUGUACAUUCUGAUACUCUCUCAAUAAAAAAUUAAGUACUUUCCUA